Messenger RNA from Ambispora gerdemannii, 858 nucleotides. Lineage: Eukaryota; Fungi; Glomeromycota; Glomeromycetes; Archaeosporales; Ambisporaceae. The record is from the annotation of a GenBank genome assembly.
AUGGGUAAAGGAAACUCAGUCAAUAAUUCAAAUAAUGGAGAACACUCUCUUUCGUCACUGCAUCGUUCAACAAACAAUAUAACAAGACGCAAAACAAAUACUCAAAGAAAACGUGCAACUAGCGAAAUACCAAAAAAUUUUGACACUACAGUAGUAUAUCAACCUCGCUUCGAACUUUCGGCACUUAUCUGUACGACAAAAAAGAAACCACGGUCAUCAAAUAAUCCCCCCCGGCCACCCAACAGUUUUUUUCUACUUAAGAAUGCUUUACUUUUAGAACUUUGGCAAGCAGAUAUAAAACCAACGAUGCCUCAGGUGUGUCGCUUAGCAAAGCAAGUUUGGCAUGACGCUCCCUCAGAAGUAAAAGCCCGUUACGAUAGCCUCUCAACAGAAGCACUUAAAUUACACCAGUCAGAGUUUCCUGGGUAUAAAUAUCAGCCUAGAAGAGCCGAAGUUUCGAAAAGCAAAUCAUUUCCGGUGGGCAACGGUCUAAAUGGGUUAGGGAUGAUGACGACUUUUAGCAUAAAUACUCCGGUUUCAACAGUAAAUAGAGAGCAUGAUAGAGAAGAAACAGGAAUAUCCGGAUCUGAUACUGAAAGUAGUAACAUUUCAGAUGUAUCAGUAUCACCUAAUCCAAAUCCAGCUUUAGAAUUUCCAUAUUUAACUACACCUGAAACUAUGUUGUUUCCUGAUCCAAUAAUCAAUCCACUAGAUAUUCAUCUACUAAAUAUUUUAACUAUUCCCACAAGUGAACCAAAUAUUUUUUCUGAUCUUUUAUAUUCACUCGAUUCAUACAUUCCUAAUCAAUUCGUGGGCUUAAAUAAUCAAGCUCCAUAUUUUUUUUCUUCAGACAUGUAA